Molecule: messenger RNA, 3918 nt
Organism: Diorhabda carinulata
Lineage: Eukaryota; Metazoa; Arthropoda; Insecta; Coleoptera; Chrysomelidae
Product: alpha-1D adrenergic receptor
Exons: 4
Coding region: 332-1873 (513 amino acids)
Biological process (GO): G protein-coupled receptor signaling pathway
Cellular component (GO): membrane
Molecular function (GO): G protein-coupled receptor activity
Source: RefSeq, a predicted model, not a curated record
GAGACAUCAAUAUAGCUUCGGACGAGUCUAGAGCCUCUCUACACUCUAUAUAGUAGGUUUAGUAUUCAAUCGACGGUCGUCGCGUGAAGUAUCGUCAACGUGCUUUUACAACAAAGCUGCCAUGAUGCGAGCUUUCACAUUUCCUAACCUCACAAUUGUUUUUGUUGUAAUUGUAACUUAAACGGGGUGGUUUUAAAGCCGUUUCUCGUGAUUUAAUUGUGUAUUACUGCUCCUGUAUAUCAUAGGGUAAGAAAAUUCUGUUGAAAAAGCAGUACGAAGAAGCUGAUGGCUACUAGAUAAUGUUUUCAAACUACUACUUUAGAAGCAAUAAAUGGAUUCCGAUUACCAUUGGCUCAUUACUAUUGGGCUUGUCACGUUCUCAGUGAUUGCAGUUACAGCUAAUUUUGUUUUAUUGUUCGUAUUUUGUCGAAGGAGAGGACUUCGAACUGUUCCUAAUAGAUUCAUCAUUAAUCUUUUGGUGACUAAUCUUUUGUCGAGUAUCCUCCUGAUACCUCUUCUCCUAGUGAAUCAAGAAUCUUAUUCAUCUCUAUCGACACUACCGACGACGACAGUUUAUUCGGAAGGAUUCAGAAACGAUCCAACAUCAAACACCUUCGAAGUGAUAGUUUCUGGAAAUGUUUUACCGAUCGAUCAAAACGGUACGAACGUGUUGUGCUAUUUUGCUCAAAGUACCACGAGUUUUAUUUGCACGGCAUCCAUUUUGAGCAUCCUACUGAUCGGAAUCAAUCAAUAUUUCGGCGUUAUACACUCGCUGAGAUAUCAUUUUUACAUCAACAGAUGUCGAUCCAGUGUUUUUAUCGGCAUAAGUUGGUCGAUAGCUCUAAUUUGUGCUAUUCUGAGUUCUUUAACUUAUAGUGAUAGUAGUAUGUGGCAUUUUUGUAAAAAUAGACCACCGCCAAGUGACAGUGUACGAAUUUUAAACACUCUAUAUGCUUUUAGUUAUUUUUUUCUUGUGAUAUUAGCACCUUUCGUAGCCAUAUGUAUAAUUUAUGUUUGUAUUUAUACUGCCGCGCAUCAGAAUAGUGAAAGGAUGAGACGAUCGGCUUCGGCUCCUUUGAAUCCUCAAAUCGAUUGUACCAUACACGUUCCCUUAAAAGAAUCUAGUCAUCACAAAGAUUCGUUGCCGAAGGUACAUUCGGCACCGAAUUUUUCAACAUUAGACCACGGGAAAAGUUUCGUUAUGGAAGAAGAAAUUAAUAAAAAAGUCAAUAGAAGCUCGAGCGAUCGAAGUACCAAUAGUUUUAUAAGUAAUUUGAAACAUAAAAUAUCGAACGCGUCCGUUUUUAGAUAUAGGGAAGAAACUAGAGCCGCCAAAAUUAGUAUUUUAGUUAUAUUUCUCGUAUUAGUGUGCUACGUUCCGUAUGGUAUCAGUUUAGUUUUGUGUUCUAAAUGUAUCGAAGUAAAUACGAGUCAGAUAUUUAAUUAUCUCUCGUUGAUAUUAUUAGUUCUCUCGAAUAUAAUUUCUCCUUUUUUAUUCGGUUAUAGAAACAAAAGAGUAAAAAGGGAAAUUUGUAAAAUGUUCAAUGUCUCGAAUCAAAAUCAUAAUUUGGAAGUCGUCGAAAGACCCAGAAGACAAUCGACGGUUAAAAAUUACAGUUUCGAUUAUAUUCCGGAAACUAUGGAAAAUGAUAAAACCGAAAUUGUAGUCGAAAAUAAUCACGUGAUACCCGAAGUUAUUGUUACUUGUAAAAACGAAAAUGACAGAAAAAGUAUAUUGAAACGGGUGUGUAAUACUUCCAAUUGGUCCAGUUAUAAAAAAUGCAAUUUUAUAACCGUACCCGAUAGUUGCAUAAGCGCCGAUGCGAGAGGAUCUUUUUCCAGUGCCAGCACCCAAAUGUCAGUAGAAGAAUAAUUCCAAUUACACACCGAGAGAGUAGAUAACUUACCAUUGGACAUCUAUUUGCAUAACAUUUAUCAAGAAUAAAUAGAUAUAUAACUGUUAUUAACCGAGGCUAAUAAUAUAAAUUUAUUUAUAGAAUUGUACAUUGCAAAGUAACGGUUACCGCUUUAAUGAUAUCAUACAGGGUGAUCAGACUAAACAACAACAAAAUCACUAAAUUUCAUGGUUAUGUAUAAAUUAUUUCCGAACGUGUUUAAAAUUUAUUUCGUUUCGUCUAUUUUUAAUAAAUGUUACGUCUCUGGGAAUUACGCUGAAAGUUGACAUAGUUUUUUAACUAUAAUUUUUUUAUCGAAAAAACAAAUUUGUCAGUGUCGACGAUAUAAAUAAUAUAUAAUAUUUAGGUCUUCGUUCCUAUUAUUUUUUUUUAAAUAUUUUCCUUGUUAUCGUCACAAAAUUUUUUUUGGAAUAGAAUGUUUACCAAAAAUAAAAUCCUAAGCUUCAGCCUAUUUUUGAAAAUUUGAAAUCAAGUUUCGCUUGGUCCCGUAAUUUUUAAUGAAAUAGACAUUCCCUAUCCGCUAAAUAAUGAUGGUAAUUUAUUAUUCUAAAUUUGAACCUCAUCAAUUUAAUCAUUUUUUAAAGAAAUUGAACAGUGGGAUGAACGCGGUCAAUUAAGCAAAUCUAUAUUUUUUCUCAUAAUCGUUUCAUUGCAUUAUUAGCAUACAAUUUGAAUUUUUUUAAUUAAGUACACUACUACAUAUUUUUGAACGUCUAUUUAGCAUUCAAAUACCUCAUCCAACUUGGCCUCGUGUUUGACGGGUUUCUAUAAUGACAAUAUAUUCCUUUGGUGGAGAAUAGGCCUUCGUAAACCACUUGCUUCCUUUUGUAUGUGUGCGUUGUUGACUUAUAUGCUUUAUUUCCACUUAAUUCCCUAGUAUUCUCCAAGGAACUCGACUUCCAAAUGGAAGAAGUAACAACUACUGAGCGUUUAUUUAUGUUUUUAAUUGCCUUCUGCAAUGCGCUGUUACUUCUGAAAUUGUCACCAACUCCGCUGAUUGAAAGAGAUUCUCAACUACACGUUUUUCUUAUAUGAUGCUUUUUCGAAAAUUUUCCGCGGUCUGCCUACAUUAGUCGAAACGAUAUGGAGGAUCGCAAAUCUCGAAUUUGAUCUCUUCAUCCAAUCAAAUUUUUGUUAGUUGUUGAAGCAAGCCAUCACAGAUUUUGGAGGCAUAGCAAGCUAAUAUCAAAUCCUUUCAGAUUUUCUGGUGAAGUUUUCAAAAUUAAAUUUGAACGAAAUGAGCUUAAAGAAAAAAGAGUUCUUAUCUCCCUUUUGCUGCUUCAAAAAAGUCCCUCCUCGAGUGUUCUGGUUAUAAAAAGUUUGAUCAUAAAUGGAAAAAUAUAUAUUGAAAAGAUGUAAGCAAAUAUUGUAUAGCCAUGUCUUGUUUACAUCAUUCCAAUAUCAAAUUUUAGUAUUCUGAACAUGACUUUUUUCCACCUAGAUCAAACAGUGGAUUCGAGUGAAUAAACGAGUUGUCAGCUUUUUUUUAGCAAGUUUAUUGUUGAAUGUUGCUUGGUUUGUUGUACUCUCCGGUUUCAUUAAUUGAUUACUUUUCCUAUAUCCAAACGGCAGACAAUUUUCUCAAAACUUGAUAUAACGUGAGAUAUGAGGUACCAUAACGAAACUUCUGUCAAACAGUAAUAAUAAUUUGAUUGUUCCAUUCUUCACAAAAUAUCUUAUAUUGAACGUAUUUUAAUGUGGAAAUUAAAAGAGUUAGGUUCUACUGUUCGUACCUAUCAUUUUGUUUAGUAACAGUAUUUUUUUGAAAAAAAAAAAACUGUUAAGAAUAAGUUCGUAUUUUUUUAUAGACUGAUGAAUUUUUUUUAUGAAUAAGUUAUAUAGAGAGUAUUUUAUAUUAAAAGUUUUUUGUAAAAUCAUAUUGAUUAUUCAAUUUUGUUACCUACAUUUUUUUAGAGUAUAUACCUAUAUUUGUAUAUAAAUUAUUUAUUAAAUGUAAUCGUGUAAGAUGCUUUCAUGUCAAAAUAAAUAUUUUAAAAAUAUA